Linepithema humile (Argentine ant) is the source of this 3817-nucleotide messenger RNA. The record is from RefSeq and is a predicted model, not a curated record. NCBI's taxonomy places the organism in Eukaryota, Metazoa, Arthropoda, Insecta, Hymenoptera, Formicidae.
CGACGACGACGGCGACGACGGCGGCGGCGGCGGCGGCGGUAACGACAGCACAUCCGUCCGUCCGUCUGUCCAGUGGUGACGUCGUGUGUGCUGGUCGCGUGUGCGCACGUGUGACGCCGCCAAUGGAUACUCGACGAGGUGGCUGAUCGAAAACCCGAGGGGACGUUCUCGGCGCCGUUUGGGCUCGCCGAAACGGAGCGCGCUGCUGCUCGGUGCGAAGAAACGCAGUGAUACGCGGAUACUCACGGUCGCCGAGGGGUGCCAGGGAAGGACUCGCGAAUGGACGAGACGGGUCCGUUCAAUUUCGAUCCCUCUCGUGAUUCAUCGCGGUGCGCUGCGAGGACUCCGGAGAGUGGUGGCUUCGUAUAAGGUGAGAAAUCGAGGUGAGAUCUGUUAAAGAAGCAGCAACCAGUAAAAAAAAAAGACUCGAGUGUAAGAAAUAAGGAGCAACGGAGAGAGGGGUGGAAGAAAAGCAACGAGAGGAAGAGAUAUAAAGUGCGACGAAGUGUGAGAACACGGAAAGGCGAAGGAUGGGCGUAAGAUCGGUCCCGAGAGGCUUCCCCGCGCGGGCAAAGACGCUUCUCGGUCGUUGUUGAGACGACGCGCGCGGGUCCCGAGUGUCGUCGAGGAAAGUGUCGCGAUAGAGAAAGAGAGAAAGAAAGAGAAAGAGAGAGAAAGGAAGAGAAAGGGAGAGAGAGAGAGAGAAGUAAGAGAAAGAGAGAGGGAGGAAGAAGAAUCGAGGUUUUCGGAACGUCGUGAGUUCACUACGACGACAACGUCGACGGCGAUAAAGAUCCAUCAUGGGGGUUUCGGUGUUCCUGCUGUACGCGGUGACGGUGCUCGGCGUGGCGGCCAGCGGCGACAAGUGCGCCGACGAGUGUUCGUGCAAGUGGAAGAGCGGCAAGCGCACGGUGGAGUGCGUGGAUCGCGGCCUGACCAGCAUACCGGAGUGGAUCGAUCCGGAGACCCAGGUGCUGGACAUGAGCGGCAAUGACAUCCGUCACCUGCCGAGCAACAUCUUCGUGCGCGUCCAACUGACGAAUCUGCAGCGUCUUUAUCUGCGUGAGUGCCGUAUCGACCGGAUCGACAGCGAGGCACUGGCCGGCCUGGCGAAUCUCGUGGAGCUCGACCUGAGCAGCAAUCUGCUGUCGACGGUGCCGAGCGCGAGCUUCACCGACACGCAGUUCCUGCGCGAGCUCGUCCUCGCGUACAAUCCGCUGAAGCAGAUACCCUCGAACGCGUUCAAGAGCACGCCGAAUCUGGUGAAGCUCGAUCUGUCGCACACGCAGCUGACCGAGAUCGAGUCGAAAGGUUUCCGCGGACUCGAGCUGCUCGAGAGCCUCAAGCUGAACAACAACCGACUGGAAAGAUUGCAACCGGGCACCUUCGAGCAGUUCAAGAAGCUCACCAGCAUCGAGCUGUACGACAAUCCGUGGGUGUGCGACUGCCAUCUGCGCGAGAUGAAGAUGUGGCUGGUGAAGCAUAAUCUGCCGACCCCCGUGGCGCCGCGGUGCCACGGUCCUCCGCAGCUGGUCGACCGUGCCUUCACCGACCUCGGCAUCGACGAUUUCGCCUGCCGGCCGGUCUUGCUGAUAGCCAGCCGCUACGCUGAAGCGACCAUCGGCGAGAACGCGAGCAUCGUGUGCCGCGUGAGCGCGAUACCGCCCGCGAAGAUCAAGUGGUACUGGAACAGCCGGCUGCUGACUAAUCACUCGGCCUUCAGCAGCUACCAGAAGAUCCUUAUCUUUGAGGAAGGACAAUUUAGGAAAAGAAGCACGCUGAUACUCACCAACGCCCAGGAGGCGGAUUCGAGCGAAUUCUAUUGCGUCGCCGAGAAUCGCGCCGGUAGCGUUGAAGCGAAUUUCACCCUACACGUGUCUCUGAGAACCGCGGGCAUGUCCACUCUGGGUUCCGGCCAGAUCGCGGGUAUAUCGGCCGCGCUGGUGGUGCUCAUCCUCUUCAUCCUACUGAUUAUCCUCGUGCUGUUUAUUCGUUUGCGACGGAUGCCGCUGAAGGAUGUAAAAUCGUCGGCACCGCUGGAAGCGGUGUCCGGCGAGGGCGCCGGUAACGGGACCGGCGGCGGCGAGAAUAAUCCGCCGUCCGCGACCUCGACCACCCGCAGGAAACACGAGGAGAUCGAGACGACGUCGUUCGCGCUAGAAUCGAAACCGCCCGCCUCGCUUCAUCUAAGCUACGUGCAGAGACCGCAGGCGGCCGUGAUGCAGGAGAACGAAUACGGCACGAUCAGCCGUUUCGACGAUCAGAGUCAGUCGGCGGUGGCGGCGAUACCGGGCGCCGGUUGUUUCUCGUCGACGACGUCUCUGAUGCCGAUCGACAAUCCGGAUCUCAUCCGGGACACACGGCGCGGCUCCACCGAGGACAUCACGCCGUACGGCGUGGCCGAUUACGGCCGCGUCGAGGCGAUCGACGACGCCGGCAAAAUGCUGUACUCCAGCUGCCUGUGGGAGGCCAGGGACACCUGCGGCAGGACGUCCGCGGUUACGGUAAACGCGUACCCGUCGAAGGAACAGCUCGCGGCGGUGGCGCCGGUUGUCGAGCAGUUCCCGCCUGGCGCGAAGCAGAUGCGAGUCUGGCAGAAGGGCGUCCCGGUGCUGCCGCCGGUCUCGGCGCUCAAGCGCGUCCUGGGAUCCACGCGCAGCUCGCCCGACGAGGGCUACCAGGAGGGCACCGGCACCGACGUCUAGGUACCGCUGCUUCAUUACUGCGACGCCCGGCACCGUUACCUGGAGCUACGUAGAAGGCACCAGGAGGACGAUACCGACUGCUGAAGAGAAAUAAGACGGAAAAAAAGAAACGGGAAAAGAAAAAAGAAAAAAUAGUCGUCCUCGCGAGUGCCGGGCGAGCAGUAGUGAACGGGAGACAAGACGUCUAUAGGACGAACGGACGAAUUUUCGACUGUGUGCCCGUGUCAGUGCGACGACGAUAUUGUCGUACGCGAGAAAGGGACACGCUCGGGCGACUCUCCGCCGUUGGACGAAAGCGUAUGCUAAAUAUGCUAAGCGUAUGCUAAGCGCAUUAUAACUCGCGAUCGUGUUCGUGUAACAGUGACCGACGGUACACGCGCGCGGUAUUAUUCCACGAUAUUAUGCGGUAUCAUCUAACUAGAUGCCAUCCGAAUCGGCAUCGUGAUAGUACUCUGCGAUAUUAGGAAGAUAUGUACACCGUCGCACGAGAUAGACACCGCUGAAGAACGAGCAACAUUGCCAUAAUUCAAGUACGUGAAUCGAGUCGCUAGGCAUGCAAUAAAAAUCGUCGAAUGUAGAUUGUUAUUUCGCGAGUCGAUUUUAAUUUGAAGACAAAAAGACUGGUGUAUCGCGGUCGCCCGAGAUCGUAUUUAUAUAUCACGGUACAUUUUUUUUUGUUCGGCGUCGAACUGACUGACUUGCACGGUUGAUUGUGCUUAGGGUCAUCGCGUGCGAUUAACAUGACCUUUGAGUUGCGCGCGUAGGCGAUACUGCAAAAACAGCACAAUCUUUUAAAGAGCGAGCCGCGGACGAACACCUGAUAACAGGCGUCGUAUGUGGUGGUGCGACUCUUCGAGGCAAUCGACUCAUCGUGCACGGCAAUUAACGACGUAGUCAAGGAUGUCUUGUGCGUGGUACAUGUAGUGCAACCAGCUGGCGGACGUUCGAUUCUGUUUAUUUGGAUAUGUGUGUGCACCUGUCGCAGGAGGUUGCCUCCAGUGAUCGAAAUCGACGUUGUUAACUUGUGCAGGAUACUCUGAGAGAAAUGGUCAGUAAUAUUCAGCACUGAAAAACGCUUUUAAAUUUUAAAAUAUCGCAGCUUUUUUAUUUUU